This is a messenger RNA of Biomphalaria glabrata, 1140 nucleotides long. RefSeq lists its product as uncharacterized. The transcript has a single exon. The record is from RefSeq and is a predicted model, not a curated record. Bases 1 to 1140 code for a protein of 379 amino acids. NCBI's taxonomy places the organism in Eukaryota, Metazoa, Mollusca, Gastropoda, Planorbidae.
AUGUGCAGGGACAUCAAAAAGAUUUCAAGAGGACAUCAAAAAGAUUUCAAGAGGACAUCAAGAAGAUUUCAAGAGGACAUUAAGAAGAUUUGUAGAGGAUAUCAAGUAGAUUUGCAGAAGGACAUCAAGAAUAUUUCAAGAGGACAUCAAGAAGAUUUGCAGGGGACAUCAAAAAGAUUUCAAGAGGACAUCAAAAAGAUUUCAAGAGGACAUCAAGAAGAUUUCAAGAGGAGAUCAAGUAGAUUUGCAGGGGACAUCAAGAAGAUUUCAAGAGGACAUAAAGAAGAUUUGCAGGGGACAUCAAGAAGAUUUCAAGAGGACAUCAAGAAGAUUUCAAGAGGACAUCAAAAAGAUUUUAAGAGGACAUCAAAAAGAUUUCAAGAGGACAUCAAGAAGAUUUCAAGAGGAGAUCAAGUAGAUUUGCAGGGGACAUCAAGGAGAUUUCAAGAGGACAUCAAGAAUAUUUCAAGAGGACAUCAAGAAGAUUUCAAGAGGAAAAGAAGAAGAUUUGCAGGGGACAUCAAGAAGAUUUCAAGAGAACAAGAAGAAGAUUUGCAGGGGACAUCAAGAAGAUUUCAAGAGGACAAGAAGAAGAUUUCAAGAGGACAAGAAGAAGAUUUGCAGGGGACAUCAAGAAGAUUUGAAGAGGACAAAAAGAAGAUUUGCAGGGGACAUCAAGAAGAUUUCAAGAGGACAAGAAGAAGAUUUCAAGAAGACAAGAAGAAGAUUUCAAGAGGACAAGAAGAAGAUUUCAAGAGGACAAGAAGAAGAUUUGCAGGGGACAUCAAGAAGAUUUCAAGAGGACAAGAAGAAGAUUUCAAGAGGACAAGAAGAAGAUUUGCAGGGGACAUCAAGAAGAUUUCAAGAGAACAAGAAGAAGAUUUGCAGGGGACAUCAAGAAGAUUUCAAGAGGACAAGAAGAAGAUUUCAAGAGGACAUCAAGAAGAUUUGCAGGGGACAUCAAGAAGAUUUCAAGAGGACAACAAGGAGAUUUGCAGGGGACAUCAAGAAGAUUUCAAGAGGACAUCAAGAAGAUUUCAAGAGGACAUCAAGGAGAUUUCAAGAGGACAUCAAGGAGAUUUGCAGGGGACAUCAAGAAGAUUUCAGGUAGACAUCACUGUCUUUACCAUCUACAUGUAA